Messenger RNA from Rotaria sp. Silwood1, 2856 nucleotides. Lineage: Eukaryota; Metazoa; Rotifera; Eurotatoria; Philodinida; Philodinidae. The record is from the annotation of a GenBank genome assembly.
AUGAAAUAUGAUCUUGUCUUUCAUCUUGUUCAUACGGCAUGUAAACGGUCAACAGGAAAUACACUUGUGGAACUUCAUCAAUUUUUUGAAGAUGAUCCAAAUGAUUAUCAAUUGGAGAUGGAAGCUGAAAUUCGGCUUAAAGCUCUUUAUUCAUGUCUUGUUAAUGCAACAUCAAGAACAAUGUUACAAAUUGGUUUAAGUGGUUUAUUAACAUAUCUUAAAGCAUCUCAAAGAAGUCCUAUUAUUGAUGAAUUACUUUUAUCAAAAGAUUAUAUAUCAGAAAUUAUUACUAUUGCUGCUGAUCAUUUUACAACAGCACCAUUACUCUCAGCAACAUGUCUUUAUGAAUGUAUGUUGCAUUAUCCAAAAAAAUUUUCACCAUUUCUCAUUAAUAAAUUUCGUCCAUUAUUACCUCGUAUUAUCUAUAAAAAAAUGUCUGGUCCAAGCGAAAUUUGUUGCAAAUGUAUUGCUCAUUUAUCUGUACUUGGAAUACCAUCAACUGCAAAACAAGCUAAAUCAUGGAAAAAUGAAUAUGAUCGAUAUCUUAAAAUAGCUUCUCUUCUUAUUGAUCAACUUUAUUCAGGAAUAAAUGAUUCUCUUUGUUCGGAUGUAACUGAUUUUGAAACAACAUUAACAGCUGAAAUUGGUGAUGUGAUUUCAUCAACUGAUUAUGCAGCUAUUUUUUCUAAUUGUUGUCAUAUAUUAAAAUAUCUUUUCUAUGUGCAAUUGGAUUCUUCAGUAGCAGUCACAUGUGAACGAACAUUUAAACUAAUAUCAAAAGUCGUAUCAAUUAAUAGCCAACAAUUUAACACACUUCAUCGUAAACAACAUUUACCAACAUUACUUGGUUCUUGCGUUCAAUUAUGUGAUACACUUGUUACUUUUAAUGCAUCAUCAUUUGCGUUUAAUAUUCGAUCAAUAUUUACAUUAUUUAUUUCAUUACUUGAUAUUGUACGUCCACAAGCUGAAUAUUUAACAUUAUCAAUAAAUAUUUAUCAAUUAUUAACAAAUUUAUUAGCAUUAUUUCAACGACAAGUACGAAUUGAUGUUGAUAUAUUGCAAAAAUUAAUUCGUUGGAUUAUAAAUGAUUCAACAUUACGUACACGAUCGAAAAUACCAAUUGCAUAUUUAUCAAGACCAGAUCAUAAUUUAUCUCGAAUUGUAAUUAAUUGUUCUCAACAAUUGCUCAAUAUGUAUUCGGAUCAUAUGCCGAAAGAUCAAUAUAAUCUUAUUCAAAAUCAUUUUAUACAAACACUUAUGAUUUGUCAAUCAACAAAUAAUAGUAUUAAUAAACCAUAUGAUGAUGAAAUAUGUCGUGUUGGUUUAUAUAAUAUUCUUGAAUGUUUAUUAAUUAAUGAAAGAGCUGAUUGUUCAACAAUUAUUGCUAUUAGUAAAGAUUUAAUUGAUAAUGCUAACUUAUUAGAUCCAUCUGUAAAAGUUAAAAUGGUUAUACGUAAAUUAAAACUUGUAUGGCAACAAGUACAUGAUUCAACAAGUCGUUUAUAUCAACCAUGGUCAUUUUUAAAUGUUGAUAAACCACGAAAAAUUCCACCUAAUAAUAUUAAUUAUUCAACAACAAAUGAACUUCGUAAUGUAUUUGUACCUUCAACAAUGCCAAUAAUGAAUAAUAUUGAAACAUCAUCAAUAUCAAUGAUGAAUAUAGAACAACCACUUUUAAUGAAUCCUCAAUCUCUUUCAAAACCAUCAGUUCAUCAAACUCCUAUGGAAACAACAACAACAACAAAUGUAUUUUUACAACCAGCAACAUCAAUGUCAUAUCCUACUAUUGAUGUAUUACCUCAAACACAACCAAUGAAUCUCGAAACAUUUAUUCCACCUGUUAAAGAACAUCAUAAAGAAGAAUAUAAUCAAAUAUCUGAACAAAAACAAAAACGACCAAAAUUAGUUGAUACACGACCUGUUGAAAUUGAUGAUGAUGAAGAAGAAGAUGGAGCUGAACAUAUAUUUGCUGAUGAAAGUGAUGAAGAAGAAGAACAUGAGAAUGAACAUAUGGAUGAAUAUGAUGAAGAAGAAGAAAUUAGUGAAGAAAUGGAUGAAAGUGAUGAAGUUGAUGAUAAUGAAAGUAAUGAUGAUGACGGUAGAUCAGACAUUAGUUCUGAUGAUGAUGAUGAUGAUGAAAAUUUACUACAUACAAAUGGUAUUAAAAAAUCCAAUCAAAAUUUAGGUGUUCAUCAAUCAAACGUUGAUCUAAUUGGUAUAGAUGGUUCACCAUCAGAUUCAUAUCUUCAAACAAUGAAUGAUAAUCUUCAUAAAAAAUUUCGUCGUCAUAAUCAUUUUGAUCAUCGUUAUUCAUCUUUACAUCCAAUAUCAGGAGAUUUUUCACAUAAUAAUAAUAAUCAAAUCUAUCAUCUUAAUCAAUUAAAUGGUGAUUAUAAAAGUAAUAUUAAUAAACCAACAGUUGGUAAUGGUCAAGUAUUAACAAAAAAUGAUAAUAACAAUAAUAAUAAUAAUGAUGAUGAUGAUGAUGAUAUUGUAUUAGUUAGUGAUGAUGAUAGUGAAGAUAAAAAACCAGAAACAAAAACAAAUAACUUAUCACUUUCAGAACCAAUUACAUACGUAUCUGAUAUACCAGCAACAUAUGUUGAAACAGUUACAACAAAAUCAAUAAUAACAACAACAACAUUGAUAGCAAAUGAUGCUGUAUCGGCUAAAGAUUUAUUAGAAGAUAUCGAUAGGUCUUCAUGCGGUAAUGUCAUCCGCAUAGAGACAUCAUCUGUCGACAAUUCUACCACGUCAUUAACUCUAGCUAUUCAGGAAACAAUGGAAUCACUUCGUGAUGCGGUUAAUCUUGUUAGUGAUGAUUAUGCAAUAUUCAAUAAUGAUGAACAGAAUUAG